AUGUCCAACCCGGCAGUCAGAUCAAUGAUUAACAAUGGUAAAGAACCUGUUUUUUGUAGACAAUCCGGAACAGAGUGUUUCCACGAUUUGAGUCAAGAUAAUGUCGAAAACCCAUCAAUAAAUGACAAUUCGCUGAUAACUGCCCGACUGCGCAAAUGCAGCAGUAGUUUCGAAUUUGAUCUCAGAAUACAUCAUCUCAUAAGUGAUGGAAGAAGUCUAGCUAUACUUGGUGAAGAAGUAGCGAAUGCCUAUAACGGCGGACAGACGAACAAGGAAGACUCUACGUACUUCGAAAACCCAGCACAUAAUGACGUUCCGGACUUCUGGAAAGAGUACUUGAGUGGAUACGAACCGUGCUCUGUUGAUGAGAAUCGAAUUUGUGGAGUUGUCGAGGGUGAAGCUGGCUACGUCACUGCAAAUCUCAGUUUUAUUGAAAAGUUACGCACAAUUCGUAUGACGUACGACAAGGAGGAUGUUAUUGUGGGGACCACAAUUGCUAACCGAACAGCGGAGAACAUGAACACCGUAGGACUUUUCGCAAAUACAAUUCCGCUACGAUUUAGUAAGGAAUUUAUUGAUUUCAAAGAACAGUUGGCGUAUACAGUAGAGCAGAUUUUGUCAGCAAUGGAAUACCAUACCACCCCCUUAGCAAAAAUUAUCGAAGAAAUGGUGAAGGAGCGCGAUGUGGAGAGUGCACCUCUAUUUCAGCAAGUUAUCACAUUUGAAAGCACGUCAAUAAAUGAGCUACCAGAGAUGGAGGGGUUCACUAAAAGCAGUUUCGAUGCAAGUAUUAGCAACACGUUCGGAACGCUCCUAAAUGGUGGCAUCUUGGUCAUUCGCAACGAGGAAGCCGAUAUUACGCAGGAGCUGUCGAAGCAUCAGCCCAUUGCUCUGCUCCAUAUGACUCCUAUCGUUAUGAAUAUGUUUGACGAAAGCGACCUCAAACAGCUUGAAGAUGUUGAGAAAUGGAGUUUUGGGGGUGAAACUAUCUCCACACGGACGUUGAAAUUUAUGCUUAACAAAGGAAUCCGACUGAUACAGUUGUAUGGACCUACGGAGGCAACGUGCUACCAAACACUACUGGAUAUGAAAAUCGGGCAUAAACCCACAUGUGUAGGACCUGUGAUUCCAAAUCUUUCCCAUGGCGUAAUGUUGGACAGUUUUUCUGUAGUGGUGAAAAUCUUGCAAGGGGAUACGUUGGCAACAUCAUUGGUGGUUUUUUGCCUAACCCAUUCCGAACGACCACAGAUCGAGUAUUAG
Messenger RNA from Strongylus vulgaris, 1260 nucleotides. The record is from the annotation of a GenBank genome assembly. Lineage: Eukaryota; Metazoa; Nematoda; Chromadorea; Rhabditida; Strongylidae.